Molecule: messenger RNA, 2094 nt
Organism: Kluyveromyces lactis
Lineage: Eukaryota; Fungi; Ascomycota; Saccharomycetes; Saccharomycetales; Saccharomycetaceae
Gene: BUD6
Product: formin-mediated actin nucleation enhancer
Exons: 1
Coding region: 1-2094 (697 amino acids)
Biological process (GO): establishment of cell polarity
Cellular component (GO): cell tip; cytoplasm
Molecular function (GO): cytoskeletal regulatory protein binding
Source: RefSeq, a predicted model, not a curated record
AUGGAAACACCACCACCAAUUUCUAAAUCAGCAUCAUCUGUGGAAACUAGUGUGACGAAACUAUUGAUUUCAACUAAACAACUAUUACAAAUUCUGACGCAAUGGUCCAAGGGCAAAGUUACCGAGCGUAAUGUUUCCGAUGUGUAUGUUCAAUUGGGUAAUGAUUUCAAGUUAGUCAGUAGACAUUUUACCCAUGCUAGAAUUGAUAUUUCGGAUCUUGGCGAUGUGCCAAAAGACCUUCGAAGAAUAUUGGAGGUGGCAUUGAGAGAGACUGCAUCUGAGGAAACGUUGAAUAAAUACCUACCGCAGAUCAGAGAUAUUAUAGUUAAACUCUUGGAGAAACUUAAGGUUAAACAGGCGAUGAUAAAACUGAGCAGGAAUGAAGAUGCUUUGAAAUAUCAGCAUACUCCUCAAAGAUCUUCCGUUUCAUCCGUAGUCAGCGCAACGACAUCUUUGGCUGGCGCGGGACCGACAUCUACUUCAGCUCAUAUUGAAACAAAACAGAUACCUACGUUAGAAGUUCCCAAGGGUUCUGAAAGCGAUGCGUUAACUCAAUUGAAAAAGGGAAAUAAUCUGCAAAGAAGAGCCUCGAAGAGGUUUUCAGCGUAUCAUAUGGCGAAAUUAGCCAACCAAACAGCUUCAGAUCCAUCGAAUUCCCCAACGUCUAAAAAUUUAGCAGUUCCAGCCGCUGCUGCAGCGGCAGCAGCGGCCAAUGUUUCUGAUACAGAAAGCAUUAAAAUGGAAAGACAGCCUUCUCGAAUCUCUUCUGCUUCAUCCGUAGAUUAUCAUCCCAUGACAGGAGCACCAGAACCAAAAGGUGAUAACUCAAGCAUAGAUGAAAUUGUUGUCUUUUUGAAGAUCGGUGAGAAGGUGAAACGAUGUGUAACUAGUUCUCACCUCUCUUUCAACAAGCUUAGACUUUUAUUUGUUGAGAAAUUUGCAUAUUCCCCAGGAGGUGAUGUAUUCCCUGACAUAUAUGUGAAGGAACCCAAAUACGAGGCAUUUUACGAACUUGAAGAGAGUCACCUACAUGGUAUAAUAGAUGGGAGCGUAUUCCAAUUACAGGUACAAUCAUCGUCUCUAGAUGAACAGUUCCGCCAACUUCAAGAUGGUUUAUUAGAAAAGCAAGAUACAAUUUUUCAAAAUUUGAAAGAGAUUAUCCAAAAUAGUACUCACGUAUCGUCACCAGAUUAUUCAAGUGGUCCAAAAUCCUCAGAUUCUGCAACAGUUAUACAUGAGGAUCAUCGUAAAGAAGUUGCUCAUAUUAGGCACGAAAUUACCGUUUUAAAACAGAUACAUAGCGACCAAAAGAGAUCGCUUCAAAAUACUAUAAACGCUAUCGUGGAAAAACUACAGAAAUUCCAGAGCCUUUCAAUAACUACAGGAAAGUCAGCUAAUCGCGAUUAUAUGGAAAAGUCCCAGUCGAAGUUAUCCGAAGUUUCUGAUAAUCUUUUGAGUAAAGUUGACGAUCUUCAAGAUGUCAUUGAGGCAUUACGUAAAGAUGUGGCCAUUAGAGGUGCGAGAACACCCAAGAAGAAGAUUGAAAAUGUAUCGUCUGAAUUAGACUCCGCUAAGAAGGAUUUGGAUCAAAUGAGAAAUUAUAUAGAUGUCGAAAAGCCAAAUUGGAAAACUAUUUGGGAAGCGGAAUUAGAUAGGGUGUGUGAAGAGCAACAGUUCAUGACAUUGCAAGAAGAUCUCGUAUUUGAUUUACAAGAAGACUUGAAUAAGGUUAUGGAGACAUUUGAUUUGGUUAAAUUGUGCUGCGAACAACAGGAAAAGGCCCCAAAGAAGAAUAAGGGAAACCCCAUUCUUCCGAUAGCCAAGCCAGGCACAUAUAAUAUGAUCCGCGAUCAAGUCUUGACUGAAGUUCAGAAUCUCAACCCAGAUCAUGACAGUAGAGUGGAAGCCAUUAAAAAGGCAGAAAAACUAAGAAACAGAGAGAAAGAGUACAAGGAAAAUGAAGCCUUUGAAGAUGAGUUGGGCAAUUUCGUUGAGAAAGGUAACUUCAAAAAGGCCGGUGGCAUUGAGGAGAUAGAACGCCUAAGAAAACAAAAAGACGAAGAAAAUCUGCGUGUUAAUUUUGGUCUGAUAUAG